Messenger RNA from Echinostoma caproni, 897 nucleotides. The record is from the annotation of a GenBank genome assembly. NCBI's taxonomy places the organism in Eukaryota, Metazoa, Platyhelminthes, Trematoda, Plagiorchiida, Echinostomatidae.
AUGAAUUCGGGUAAUGCAAUGCAUCCAACCGCCUACUUCUAUCCAACCACCUAUCCCAUGUUCCCGUCUGAUGUGACCGGCGGAUCCUUGCCCAGUACCGAUUGUGCAAUGCGUUCAUCCAUGCUUCUCCCACCCACACACUCAAUACCGGGAUCACAUGAUUCGGAACAUUUCACCCCAAUGAUAACCAACGAUUUGACCGGCACAGUUCGUAUGGAUUAUCCGGAUGCUUACAGUCUUCUCACACGAGAUCGUAUUGGACUGUCGAGUGGAAACAUGACCGGGGCACGUCCCGAUGGAGCCAAGCCCUAUCCAUAUGGAUCCGCAUAUUCUGUCUAUCAGGGAAACGCCGCGACUUCCCCAUGUCUUUCAGAUCCUUCCUUAUCGGGAAGUUAUGGUCAUUUGGUUGGCAGCGCUGGCGCAAUGGACCCCACAUCGGACGAGUUUCACCUGAAUCGGCGUCCUUCGACCCGGGUCCACGGCACAAAUGAUGCACAACACAUGUUUUAUGCCAUGUUCCACGAACGGAAAUCCGGUCUGUUAUCCGAGUUGAAUCCGUCGAACGCAUUGACGGAUCCGAAACACAGCCUGCAUUCGCAACGUCAUGCGCAAUUACCUUCCCAUACACCCCCAUCCCCACCACCACCACCACCGUUAUCAUCGUCGCAACAACCGACAACCGCACACACUCUUUCUUCCACAACCGCGCCCACCUCUCCGAGGAUGAAAGAGAAAUCGAAAAAUGCGGCCCGAACGAGACGGGAGAANUACGGAAUUCUACGAAUUAGCGAAGCUACUUCCACUGCCCAGUGCAAUCACAUCCCAAUUGGACAAGGCCUCGAUCAUCCGAUUGACUACAAGCUAUUUAAAAAUACGAUCGAUUUUUCCCGAUGGUAA